AUGGAGGACUUGUCCCGGUGGGUGAGGGAGGCCAGGUGGUGUGUGAGGAGAUGCUGCUGUGUGGAGGAAGAUGAGGAGGAGAAAGAGAGGACGGAGGACGAGGAGGAGCAGGAGGAAGAGGAGGUGAGGCUGGAGGAGCUCAGCUUCAGGAAAAGCAGAAGUUCGACUUCGCUCCCUCCUGCUGAGUUGGAUCCUGACCGGUGCGGCUCGUCCCCCUCUGGGUCCCGGCCCCACUGGUUCCACACUCUGCAGGUUCGACGGCUGCGAGUUCAGCGAGGACGCAGCAACAGCGACCCGCUGGGAGGGAAGAGCUGUGAGGACCACUUCACCUGGAAACCCGGUCUUCAGUUUGGAGCAGCUCAGUCUUACCUGAGUCUGGAGAAACUGGGCGAAGGAGCGUACGCCUCCGUCUAUAAAGGCAUCAGCAGGAUAAACGGGCAGCUGGUGGCUCUGAAGGUGAUUCGCAUGAAGACGGAGGAGGGCGUCCCAUUCACCGCCAUCAGAGAAGCAUCUCUGCUCAAAGGUCUGAAACACGCCAACAUCGUCCUCCUCCACGACAUCAUCCACACCAGAGAGUCGCUCACCUUCGUCUUUGAAUAUGUGCAGACAGACUUGGCCCAGUACAUGAUCCAACAUCCCGGAGGUCUGCACUCACAUAAUGUGCGGAUCUUCAUGUUCCAGCUGCUGCGAGGUCUCUGCUACAUCCACGGUCGGAGGAUCCUCCACAGAGACCUGAAGCCUCAGAACCUGCUCAUCAGCUACCUGGGAGAGCUGAAACUGGCUGACUUUGGUCUGGCACGGUCCAAGUCCAUCCCCAGCCAGACCUUCUCCUCUGAGGUGGUGACUCUCUGGUACCGCCCUCCUGAGGUGCUGCUGGGAUCCACAGAUUACUCCACUGCCCUGGACAUAUGGGGGGCCGGGUGUAUCUUCAUCGAGAUGCUGCAGGGGGCGCCGGCGUUCCCCGGAGUCACUGACGUGUUUGAACAGCUCCAGAAGAUCUGGACGGUCCUGGACGUCCCGUCUGAGGACAGCUGGCCUGGAGUCAGUCUUCUGCCCAAUUAUAAACCAGAGUGGUUUCAUCGCUCCGAGCAGAAACAGUUCAGGACCGUUUGGAAAAGGUUGAACCAACUGCCCUAUAAGACUGAGGACCUGGUGCAGAGGAUGUUGAAGGGGGUCCCUACAGACCGGAUCUCAGCUCAGGACUCUCUGCAGCACCCGUACUUCAGUACGCUCCCACCUCCCAUCAUGCACCUCAGAGACACUGUGUCGAUCUUCAAGGUGUCAGGUGUUCGUCUGGAGAUGGAGGUCAGAGACAUGUUCAACCCUGGGCGGAGGAUCAAACCCUCCCUGCUGCCUGCCACCAAGUGCUGGUGAUUAAACCCUUCAAACUACCAUCCGCCUGAGAAGUCGAGCACAGGGCUGAACAAACCAUCACAGGUUUAUUUUAUCAUACUCUGUGGAGUACGCGGAUGUUUUAUCAUUAACAAAGCGUAAAUAUACAAGUUUUAUUACUUCAGAACUCAUACAUGAGUUGUUCUCAUUCCAUGUCUUAUAGCUUCAGAUGAUGAGUUGACCAUGUCCUCUCUGAGCUGGGUGAAUUUGUUUGGACGCUCAGUUUUAGUGUGGCUGUGAAAGGCUGUAGAAAGGCUGUCGUUGUUCUUGUUUUAUAUAGUUUACUGUUUCUUCUUCGCUCCUCCCUGCAUGUUGCUUUUCAGGUAACUGCUGAAACGCUGUUGUUUUUGGUUUUAGAAUGGAGCAUUUUGAAAUGGACGCAGCUUUAUUUGUCUGCAGUGACAGUAAACGUCUGUGGAGUUUAGUUUGAGCUGGUUAGCCUGACAUUUUAACAUUGUAGACACAGGGUUUCAUUCAUUCCUUACACUUUAGCUCUUUAUUUGUUUUUCAAUUGUAAAACACAAACACACAAACAAUGCAAAGUUUUACGGUGCUGAUAAACUGAUGUGUUUUGCUAACGUAUCUCAGAUAAACAGAAUCGCUACUUUGCUUCUAAAGUUUUUGCUCCUCUCAGAUUUUGGGGAAUUUGUCUGUUUGUUCAUCGCAGUGUUUGUUUGUGCUUCUACGGGAGAAGACAAACAAAUCUCCACCCGUCCAGUUGUUUUGAUCAUGUUCAUGUAUGAAUAUAAAUUAUUUGUGACAAACAGUAAGAUUGAGUUGAUUGACAGGAAAGUCAAAUGUAGUUUUAAUGCGGACGUUUGAUUGAUUUGUGAGAUAAAAGAACGAUUUCGGUCUUUCUGCAUAUUUAACAAAGUGUUUGUGAUUUAGUGUGAUGCCGUUGGUUUGAUGAGAGAAAAUUCAUUCACGCCACUCGAACAGAUGUCAUCAUUAAUAAAUCAAAAUGCUCAGCAGCCUUUGAUAUCUGGCCUCUGAAGAAGUUUGAUGUUAUUUUUACUCUGGAAACAGACUUUGUUUGGUUUGUUUGUUUUCCUCAACUUUCUCCAGACGUUCAUCGCUGGAUUAUUCUGCCAAAAAAUUAAAACGCAGUCGCUCCGUACAGUUCUUUAAAACGUAGUUAAGCACAGUCUUUAGGUGUCGCAGAAAUGUAUCAUCUCCAUGGUAACAUGUUAAAUUUACAGUCAAUACAAGACGGAGCUGAAAACCAAAAGCUCACCUGUCAAGUGAAAGCUAGCUAGCGAGCUAGCCACAGCUAAAUGUGAGCUGAACGCCUUCUGAAGCCAACAUCACGAGCUAAGUUUGAAAUUCUAUGUAUUAAUGCUGAUUUCUAACCAAAUAAAAGAAAUUAAAUAUAAUUAUAUUUAAUGGGAACAUAUAUGUUUUAAAUCUGAACUUUAAACUGUAAAUAACCAGAAUAAAUGUUGUUUUCUUAAACGGAUUAACUGAAACAGAUAAGAAACUUUUAAAAGUUAUAUCAGAAUACAAAUAUAUGAAAUAAUAACAGUCUAAUGCUGUAGUACAAUUAUCCAAUAACAUUUCCAGGCAUCAAACAUAACCAGUAACAUCUAUACCUAUGAACAGUGAGCUAAUAUAUUUUGAGUUACAGGCAAAUUUUACUCAUAUAUAAUGUAAAUAAAUUCAUCCUAUUGAUUUCAGGACAAAUAUUAAAACAAAGCUGUGUUUAAAUUGUGCUCUAAAAACUAAAUAUUCAAAAAUAGUUUGAUUUCUGAAACUGAUUAGCUCAAAGCCAGAGCUUAGUUUACCGACUUAAAUAUCACAGAAAAACAACUUAAUUAAGGAUGAAGCUUUAAAUGAAACUUCACUGUUCUUUUGAAUGUAUUUCUAAAAAAUGGAGCAGGAGGAGAAGAAUAACUUUAUGCUUAUUUAUGGACAUCAACAGAUAGAUAUGUAGAUUUUCUUUUGUUU
Molecule: messenger RNA, 3336 nt
Organism: Toxotes jaculatrix (banded archerfish)
Lineage: Eukaryota; Metazoa; Chordata; Actinopteri; Toxotidae
Gene: cdk15
Product: cyclin-dependent kinase 15
Exons: 13
Coding region: 1-1374 (457 amino acids)
Biological process (GO): protein phosphorylation
Cellular component (GO): cytosol; nucleus; cytoplasm
Molecular function (GO): cyclin binding; cyclin-dependent protein serine/threonine kinase activity; ATP binding
Source: RefSeq, a predicted model, not a curated record